AAUCCAGCCGAAGGGGAGACUGCGGUGACUGUGGUUUGUCCAGGAGAUGCAUGAAGGAGCCUUGGUAUGUUCCUGUACAAAGCCCUUAAACACAGAGAUGAAGAGGAGGAUGUCCAGUCCCAGAAACCCUGGAUAGAAAGCACUUUUACCAAGAGGGAAUGUGUGUACAUACUUCCAGUGUCAAAGGACCCCCACAGAUGCCUUCCAGGAUGCCAGAUCUGCCAGCAGCUGGUCCGGUGCUGCUGUGGGCGGCUGGUGCGGCAGCAUGUUGGCUUCACAGCCAGCCUGGCCACCAAGUUCUCGGACGUGAAGCUGGGUGAAAACCCCAGCCUCACUAUGCCCGAGCUGGAGGAGUGGUCGGUGGAAAAACACACAGAGGCGAGCCCCACUGACGCCUAUGGUGUCAUCAACUUCCAGGGAGGGUCUCACUCAUACAGAGCCAAGUAUGUGCGUUUGUCCCACGACUCGCGGCCGGAGAGCACCCUGCGCCUGAUGCUGAAGGAGUGGCAUAUGGAGCUACCCAAGAUCCUCAUCUCUGUCCAUGGAGGAGUUCAGAACUUUGAGCUCCACCCGCGCAUCAAGCAGGUGGUUGGCAAGGGCCUCAUCAAAGCUGCAGUCACCACUGGGGCCUGGAUUCUCACUGGAGGGGUCAACACAGGUGUGGCAAAGCAUGUGGGUGAUGCUCUCAAAGAGCACUGUUCCAGAUCAUCAAAGAAAAUUUGCACUAUCGGGAUUUCGCCUUGGGGAGUCAUUGAAAACAGGAACGAUCUCAUCGGCAGAGACAUCAUCGCUCCGUAUCAGACACUACUGAACCCUCUAAGCAAACUCAAUGUUCUCAACAAUCUUCAUUCCCAUUUCCUCCUGGUGGACGACGGGACAGUGGGCAAGUACGGCGCUGAGGUCAAACUGCGGCGGGACCUGGAGAAGCACAUCAACCUCCAAAGAAUACAUGCACGUAUUGGUCAGGGGGUACCUGUUGUGGCCCUCAUCCUUGAGGGAGGUCCCAAUGUGAUUCUGACUGUGCUGGAGUACCUUCAGGAGAGCCCUCCUGUCCCAGUGGUGGUGUGUGAGGGAACGGGAAGAGCAGCGGACAUUUUGGCCUACGUUCACAAGCAGACCGAGGAGGGAGGCGGUCUUCCUGAUGGAGUGGAGACUGACAUCAUCGCAACCAUCAAGAAAACCUUCAACUUCAGCCAAAGCGACGCCAUCCACCUCUUUCAAACUCUGAUGGAGUGCAUGAAGAGCAAAGAACUGAUCACUGUGUUUCACAUCAGCUCAGAGGAUCACCAGGACAUUGAUGUAGCCAUUCUGAGGGCAUUACUCCAAGGCACAAAUGCAUCUGCCUUCGAUCAGCUGGUCCUGACUCUGGCCUGGGAUCGUGUAGACAUUGCCAAGAAUCAUGUGUUUGUGUACGGACAGCAGCUCCUGGUGAGCUCUCUGGAGCAAGCCAUGCUGGAUGCACUGGUGAUGGACAGGGUGGAUUUUGUCAAGUUGCUUAUAGAAAAUGGUGUGAGCAUGCACCGUUUUCUGACAAUCAGUCGGCUGGAGGAGCUCUACAACACGAAACAGCAUCCCAACAACCCAACACUCCUCCACCUGGUUAGAGAUGUUAAACAGAGUCAUCUGCCUCCAAAUUAUAAAAUCACUUUGAUUGACGUGGGUCUGGUUAUUGAGUUCCUCAUGGGCGGGACUUACCGGUGCAACUACACCAGGAAACGCUUCCGAAUCAUUUACAACAAUCUCCAUGGCAACAAUAGGAGAUCAGGGCGCCAUUCAGCAGGUUCUGGCUCUCAUUUGAGGAAAAGCCAUGAGGCUUUCAGCAUGCAGGCUGACAAGAAGGAGAAGACAAGGCACAACCACUUCAUUAAGACUGCACAGCCGUACAAACCCAAGCCCGAGUCUUCCACCGAGCAGAACAAAAAGAGGAGCAAAGAAGAGAUUGUGGACAUAGACGACCCAGAGACGCGGCGGUUCCCCUACCCUUUCAAUGAGCUCUUGGUGUGGGCUGUGCUGAUGAAGAGGCAGAAAAUGUCGCUGUUCUUCUGGCAGCAUGGUGAGGAAAACAUGGCAAAGGCACUGGUGGCCUGUAAACUGUGCCGCUCGAUGGCAUACGAGGCCAAGAAGAGCGACGUGGUAGAUGACACGUCAGAGGAGCUCAAGGAGUAUUCAAAUGAGUUUGGGACACUAGCUGUGGACCUGCUCGAGGAGUCAUUCAGACAGGACGAGACCAUGGCCAUGAAGCUGCUCACCUAUGAGCUGAAGAAUUGGAGCAACUCUACCUGUUUGAAGCUGGCUGUCUCCUCCCACUUAAGGCCCUUUGUGGCUCACACCUGCACCCAGAUGCUGUUGUCGGACAUGUGGAUGGGACGGCUGAACAUGCGCAAGAACUCCUGGUACAAGGUGAUUCUGAGUAUGUUGGUGCCUCCUGCCAUCCUUCUGUUGGAGUACAAAUCCAAGGCUGAGAUGGCUCACAUCCCUCAGAGUCAGGAUGAUCACCAGAUGACCAUGGAGGACAGCGAACACAACUUUCAGAACAUACCUGAAGACAUCCAAAUGGAUGUGUUCAAGGAGGCCAGAUCCCAAGACCAAGUGGAGGUGAAAAAUGACAUGGAGCCGCUCGUUCGAACCAGGAAGCUGCCGUUAACUAGGAAGAUUUAUGCCUUCUACCACGCUCCCAUUGUCAAGUUCUGGUCCAACACGCUCUUCUACCUGGGCUUCUUGAUGUUCUAUUCGUAUGUGGUCCUUGUGAAAAUGCCCGAAUCGCCUUCAGCUCAAGAGUGGGUGGUCAUCCUCUACAUCUUCACCUCUGCCAUUGAGAAAAUUCGAGAGAUGUUCAUGUCUGAAGCCGGCAAAAUAAGCCAGAAGAUAAAGGUGUGGUUCAGUGACUAUUUCAACUUGUCCGAUUUUCUGGCCAUUGUGAUCUUCUUCAUCGGCUUUGGCCUGAGGUUGGGCGGAGGCGAUGCCUUUGUCCCUGGCAGGACAGUUUACUGUCUCAAUAUCAUCUUCUGGUAUGUGCGACUCCUGGAUAUCCUGGCUGUCAACCAACAAGCUGGACCUUAUGUCAUGAUGAUCGCUAAAAUGGUGGCGAACAUGUUUUAUAUUGUAGUAAUAAUGGCGAUAGUCCUGUUGAGUUAUGGCGUACCCAGGAAAGCUAUUCUGUACCCAGCAGAGGAGGCAAGUUGGACACUGGCCAAAGACGUGGUUUUCCAGCCGUACUGGAUGAUGUACGGGGAGGUGUAUGCCUAUGAAAUCGAUGUGUGUGCCAACAACAGUGACCAAUCAGUGAAGCCCCUGUGUACGGCAGGAGUGUGGCUGACUCCUCUCCUACAAGCAGUCUACCUCUUUGUACAGUAUAUACUAAUGGUCAACCUUCUCAUUGCCUUCUUUAACAAUGUGUAUAUACAAGUGAAGUCCAUUUCCAAUCUGGUUUGGAAGUACCAGCGCUACCACUUCAUUAUGGCCUACCACGAGAAGCCUGUCCUCCCACCGCCCUUCAUCCUCCUCUGCCAUAUCUACUCCCUCUUCUGUAUGUGUCGAAAGAGGAAGAAGGAAAAUACCUACGGACCAAAGCUGUUUCUAACUGAGGAAGAUCAAAAGAAGCUUCACGAUUUUGAGGAGCAGUGUGUGGAGACAUACUUCCAUGAAAAAGAUGAUCAGUUUCACUCGGGGAGUGAGGAGAGAAUACGUCUUACCUCAGAAAGAGUUGAGACCAUGUGUUUGCAGCUGAAGGAGGUCGGGAACAAAGUCACCUUUAUAAAACGCUCUUUGCACACUCUGGACUCUCAGAUCGGCCACCUGCAGGACCUCUCAGCUCUAACUGUGGACACUCUGAAGACCCUCACUGCCCAGAGGGCGUCGGAGGCCAGCAAGGUCCACAAUCAGAUCACCCGGGAACUCAGCCUGUCUAAAAAUGUGGGCCCAAGCAUCGCGCCUGUGGCAUCCGACACAGGCCCCCACUCAAAAUCGUCCGGGAUAGGCAAACGCAGUGCAGGGCCCUACUUCGCCUCCUCUUUCCCCGAAACGGGAGUCGAUAUAGCAGAUUCUCUGUUCGGGAUUGGUGUAGGGGGAGGGGCUGGAACGGAAGGUGGCAGGCGAGUGGGGCCCACCCCUGGAGCAGAACAGGGGCUGGACCCCAACCUCAACCCAGCGAGUCCAGAGAGGAGGGACUUGUUUGGGCUCGGCCACCUUGCUGCAGAGGCUGGCUGCUCAGGCAGUGCCAUCUCCAGUUCCGGCUCCAUUGCCUUUGUCCAAAGUGCUGCAGCCUUUUCCCCUCCGGAGCUGCGUCUCCGAGGCCGCUCUCUCACUCAGAGUAAGCUGACCCGUCCACAAGAGCCGGGCUUUUCCGACUCCCCAUCCAGCCUUCCCAACGUACCCUCCCCCGGAGCUCAGUUCCAUAUCAGCAACACCCCUUCUCAGCCCAGUGGCUCCAGCCACCCGGAGCUCGCUCUGGCUAGGCUUUACCAGCAACCUCUUGAACCAGACAGCACCACUAUAGAGUUUGGUGCAUUUGUUGGACAUAAAGAUAAUCUGGACGUCCAGCACUCGACACCAAAAGAGACCUCCUCCUCCAGCAGACAGCAAAGCCCGGCCACAAAGAUCAGAUCACAGGCUCAUCCUGAAAGUCUUGGUCACAUCAGAGCUGUCAACUCUUAUGCUGGUUUCACAGAGUUUGACAGAAAACCAGCUUUUCUCCAUCCUGACUCCAAUCUGAAGAGGAGGGACAGAAGCAGAGUGUCGGCUGAAGACAUCCUCAUCCAUGAGGACCCCAGGGCUGCAGUAUUGGAAAAAGUUCAGGUCAAAUCAGCCCAAGCCAGCAGCCUAAGAGCCCCGGUCGAGGAUACUCCAACUGUUCCAGCUGCAGUUUCUCUCUACACGCCACGCCACGCCCACCUGGGAGGCAGGAAGGACUCUAUUGGCUCACCUUUCAAGCCCAUGGAAAACUACCAGUACUCAGCUGUUGAACGCAACAACUUGAUGAGGCUGUCGCAGAGCAUCCCUUUCACUCCUGUGCCCCCUAGAGGGGAGCCGGUGACUGUGUACCGACUGGAGGAGAGUUCUCCCAACACCAUCAACAACAGCAUGUCUUCCUGGGCCCAGCGGGGACUCUGUGCCAAAAUAGAGUUCCUCAGCAAAGAGGAGAUGGGUGGAGGACUCCGGCGAGCCCUCAAGGUGCUCUGCACCUGGUCAGAGUACGACCUCCUGAAACCAGGUCACCUGUAUAUAGUCAAGUCCUUCCUUCCCGAGGUGGUCCAGACCUGGCAGAGUAUCUACAAAGAGGACACUGUGCUGCACCUUUGUCUCAGGGAAAUUCAACAACAACGAGCUGCUCAGAAGCUGACCUUUGCCUUCAACCAAGACCUGAAGAGGAAUGAGUACACACCAGACAAGGUGACGUUCCCACAAGAAGACCCCCCCAACCCGGGGGCUGGCGCCAAGGAGUCCCACCAAUCAAUGAGGUUGAUGCUCUGAUGAGCUCAGGGUGAGAGAGAGAGGAUGAGAACGCUCAAGCGGCCGCACUGUUCGGAUUUCGACUUGAGUCGAAGCCAAGGAGGAGAAACGUGCAUCCAACCAACUGGAAGAACCACACCUGGGUUUCCAUGAAAACCAGUGCAUGCAGACUGUGUCAUGUUUUUGUUAUUCCCACCGAAAUGCUGUGUCACACACAAUUCAAGCAUUGCAACCUUUGUUUUGUAGCACAUACACACAGGGGAAUAUUGUGUACACAUUUACACAUAUAAAUAUAUAUAUAUAUAAUAUAAAAACUGGAUAUAUCGACAGGUACAAUAUCAUUGCAGAAGAUUUAUUAUUUAUUAUGUUUGAGAAGUUGCUGUGUUUUAAAGAAAAGGAGAAAAAAUGAAAUUAACAAAUCAAGUGCAUUGCGCUUCCGUUACAGCAGCUUCAGAGAGGACGGCCUGCUGACACUCAGUCACUGCAGGUAGUUUGCCAUCAGAUCAUUUUUAUAAAUGUGUAAAGACUUGUAUCACAGAUUUUUGUCAAUUACUUAAUGAAAAUAUACAUGAAUUUGAAAAUCUUGUAAAAUAUGGGCAGAUUGCAAUGCAACUUUUACAGAACAUUGUAUGUAAUUUUAUUGUAUUGAAAGUGUGUCCACCAAAAUAUUACUGAUAGUUUUUAUUGUUACAAAGGUACUACUGCUAUAUCUUUGUCAUCAACUAUUGUAUGAGCAAUCUAGUGUAUCUUAUAGAUACUGUUAUCUGGCAUGAGCUGAACAGAUUCAAAUAUUUUAUUCAGGGGAACUGUCAAACGUAAGGGUAUUACUGUAUACAUUUUGUACUGGAUAUCAUUUUAAACAAAUAAAAUGGAAUAAAAAAAGAAGCUGUAGCAAUA
Molecule: messenger RNA, 6345 nt
Organism: Platichthys flesus (European flounder)
Lineage: Eukaryota; Metazoa; Chordata; Actinopteri; Pleuronectiformes; Pleuronectidae
Gene: trpm7
Product: transient receptor potential cation channel, subfamily M, member 7
Biological process (GO): monoatomic cation homeostasis; calcium ion transport; protein phosphorylation
Cellular component (GO): membrane
Molecular function (GO): ATP binding; calcium channel activity; protein serine/threonine kinase activity
Source: RefSeq, a predicted model, not a curated record